Striga asiatica is the source of this 315-nucleotide messenger RNA. The record is from the annotation of a GenBank genome assembly. Lineage: Eukaryota; Viridiplantae; Streptophyta; Magnoliopsida; Lamiales; Orobanchaceae.
AUGGCGAUUCACGCGAGGGUCGUACUUUCGGAACUCGAGCUUUAUGUUAUUGCUCUGAAGCCUCUUUGUCUUUUUCACCACGUAGAAAAACCCAGUCCCGGCAGCCGAGACAAGCCUCACCAGCAUAGCACCAGCCUUCUUCUUUUCACCCAUUUUAUUUUACCUAAUAAAAAGCAGCAGCAGAGCCACGCCAAGCCAUCGCCGUGCAUACCGCCAGAUCGAGAGUUCCCGUCGUACGUCACAGCCCUUCGCCGGCCUUUUUCCCUUCAGCGACGAUUGUCGCGUGUAGCCAAGCAGCACACGUAUCGUCGCUGA